GCUCUCAGUCGGAUCAGGAAUGUAGCCGCCCCGACUCGCUUCUUGCCAAAUGUCGCAAUGUUUUGAGAGAAGGUUGGGCAAUCCCCAGGACCUGUUUAUUGCUAAUUUGCGGUCUGCAGCCGUAUUAUCCUAGCAUGAACAGCUCUCGAAUGAAGAGUUCACGUGUGGUUGUGCUGUUGAUGGUGGGUGUGAGUGCAGUGGUAAUGCUUUUGUACCUCCACUUGGCCACAGAAGUGGCACAUCUCCGAAACACCAUGCACUCCCAUUCUCCCUUGAGUUACCAGGAAGGUACUCCAUCAUCAGGAAGCAGAACUCUUGACCCAGACAGCUUAGUGAUAAUAUACAAUAGAGUCCCAAAGACUGGGUCUACAUCAUUCAUUGGGUUGGCAUAUGAUCUCUGCUCUAAAAAUAAAUUUAAUGUAAUUCAUAUGAACACAACCAAGAACACCCCGACUCUUUCUCUAACAGAUCAGAUGCGUUUUGUGUACAAUGUAUCGAACUGGGUGGAAAAAAAACCUGGAAUUUAUCAUGGACAUCUUGCUUACCUCGAUUUUAACAGGUUUGGUGUUAAUCAACAGCCAAUCUAUAUUAACAUAUUGCGAAAGCCAUUGGAGCGUCUUAUAUCGUACUAUUAUUUUGUCCGCUAUGGUGAUGAUCUUCGACCAUAUCAUGUUCGAAGAAGAAUGGGAGAUAAGAUGACUUUGGAUGAGUGUGUUGCCAUUGAACAUCCAGAUUGCUCUACAACCCACCUUUGGGUGCAAGUUCCUUUCUUUUGUGGUCAUCAUGCUGAAUGCUGGGUUCCAGGAUCUAGCUGGGCUCUUGAUCAAGCAAAGCACAAUCUGCUCCAUAGUUACUUUCUGGUUGGGGUUACCGAGGAAAUGGCUGAUUUUGUAGCUAUGCUUGAAUACUCUCUCCCACGAUUUUUUAGAGGUGCUUAUGACCUCUAUCUUUCUGGUUCCAAAUCUCAUCUAAGAAAAACUGUUAAAAAAAUUCUGCCUUCUGAUGAAACGAUAGGAAAACUUCAAAAUACUAAGGUUUGGAGAUUGGAAAAUGAAUUUUACAACUUUGCACUCGACCAUUUCCAUUUUUUACGGAAGAAAACAUUAAUAGAGAGUGAAGGUAAUGGUCGCUUGAUGGACAGAGGGCAAAAGUUUGCAUAUGAGAAAAUCAAACCUAAAAAAAGUUAGGGUUGAGUGUAUAAUAAUAUAUUUAGCAAGCACCUAAGUGUAAUGAUAGUUUUUCAGUAACUCAUUUUCUUCUUGGUCUAUAGUAAAUCAGUAAUUACAUGCAAUACACUGAAGUGCCUAGAUCAUUAUUAAAUAACAUUUUAUAUAUAUUUUUAAAUUUUAUUAAGUUAUAGUGUGAUAAAGGCAUUUAUCAUUUGUUACACACCAGUCCUGCCAUAGGCUUGAGGUGAUACAUUAAUAUUGUGCAUACUGUCUCGAUAUCUAUUUAUUAAUUAAUUAAAAGAGUAUUGACUUGCCUCUUUAGUUAAGCUGUUCUCAGGAUUUUAUUACUGUAUUUUAUUCUUACAAAUAAUAUUUGUAUUUUUAUAUAUUUUAUCAUAUUUUGGCUGUACAACAAAGCUUUAUUUUCUCUACAUAGUGUUUACUGUUCUUCAGGCAUCAUUCCAGUUACUGUAUAAACAUUAAAUCCUGUAUUAUUUUUUAAAUGCUCUAUAGUUGUUGAAAAUAUUACUUUUCCCUUUAAAAAGGAUAUCAAUAUAUAAAGAAUAUAUUGUUUAAAUCCUUCUUAUCCACAGAUAAAGAAAUUUAAGUGUUGUUAUAGUAUUACAGUAUGUAGAAUUUUGCACCAUUUCUGUACAGUUGAGAAAUAUUGUGAUGUUUCUGCGUGUUGCACUUUAUCUGUUUGUGACAUACGUGUGGUGGUGAGCUUUAAUGCUGUGUAGCAUUAAGAGUUUAAGCGUGUGUGUGUGUGUGUGUGUGUGUGUGUGUGUGUGUGCUGCACAUCAUUGAACCCAAUUUUCUACUCUGUUAUGUAUUCUCAAUAUUCUUGAGCGUAUUUCCUUGGCUUUGUGUAUUAGAAUUAUUUUUUAUUUAUGCUUGAACUAUAAUCUGUGUUAAUUGGUAAAUUGGAUGCAUAUACUAAAGAUAUAACACACUAUUAAUACAACAUUGCACAUUUAGUAGAACUGAGCUGUGUGUGUUCUGUACGGUAGAGUAGAUUGUACUGUACUCUAGUAUACUGUCCAGUAUAUUAAAAUGCACUGUACAAUAUAAUGUAAUUGGACAGAAUAUUGUUUUAUACAGUACAGUAUACUGUAAUAGACAGUAUACUAUACUACUGUGCUUAAAAGGAGGGUUUUAUGUAUGCUCUCAUCAUAUCCAUAAAUACAUACUGUAUUUUAUGUGUCAUUUUAUACAAUAUAUAUUUGUUGUGAUUGCUCAUGCGUGUUCAACGUGUACAUAUACAGUAUUUGGGUGAUGGAUGGAGGGGGGGGAGGAUUUUGAGUCCACUAAGUGGGGACAUCCUGGUGGGUGGGGUAGUUUUUUGAGCCCACAGACUGGGGUCAUCCUGGGACUGGGGUCAUCCUGGUAAGUGGGAGGGGGGGGGGGGAGUUUUGAGCCAUGAAGGGGGAUCCAUGGAGGGUCCCCCUUCCUGAGUUUUGAAAA
Molecule: messenger RNA, 2633 nt
Organism: Procambarus clarkii (red swamp crayfish)
Lineage: Eukaryota; Metazoa; Arthropoda; Malacostraca; Decapoda; Cambaridae
Source: RefSeq, a predicted model, not a curated record